AUGGCAGCUGCGGCGGCAGCAGCUGCAGCGCAGCAGCAGGACAAGUCGCAGAUUCCGCGGCCUUACAAGUGCCCACUGUGCCCGCGUGCUUUCUAUCGCCUCGAGCAUCAGACGCGGCACAUUCGCACGCAUACAGGCGAGAAACCGCACGCUUGCACACAUCCCGGCUGCGAAAAACGCUUUAGCCGCAGCGACGAGCUGACGCGUCAUGUCCGCAUCCAC
Messenger RNA from Tilletiaria anomala UBC 951, 222 nucleotides. RefSeq lists its product as uncharacterized. Gene Ontology annotation, molecular function: RNA polymerase II cis-regulatory region sequence-specific DNA binding. Gene Ontology annotation, cellular component: cytoplasm; nucleus. The transcript has a single exon. NCBI's taxonomy places the organism in Eukaryota, Fungi, Basidiomycota, Exobasidiomycetes, Georgefischeriales, Tilletiariaceae. The annotation marks the transcript as partial. The record is from RefSeq and is a predicted model, not a curated record.